CAGCACAGCAGCUGCUGAGGCCACGAUGUAAGCUGGAUCACCACUCAAUCAUCGCUCAGUCAUACUCGAGUACUCAUACCCACGAAAGCAGGGGAUUGCUUCUACACUGUGUCCCACAAGCUCCAUCGGAGGAGAAUUCCAUUUGGUUGAGAACGGGGCAGGAGCUUCUAGGGGCAUGCGAGGUUCAGGGUGCAGGUGGCGGACGGGAGGCGGGGGAGCUGUCAUUGGCCUCCUACGACAAGUAUGACGCCUCGGGAGCUCCCCUCUGGUGCCGGCAACGUCAGGAGUCGAAAAGUGUAUUAACAUUGCAUUGUUGCGGAGAGAGGUGAGGGGUCGGGCAAGUGAGGAGCGAAUAGUAAUGGGCUUUCCACUGGUGGCAGACGACGGCCCUACGGCCUUGGUGAGUAGAGCCAAGAUGAAGAAUGGAGCAAUCGUCUGCCCUUUGCUCUGCCACAGAUGUCUGGCCUGUCUGGCUUGGAUUGGUUACUAAUUGGCGAGCUCUCAGAUAUCCGAAAGAACAGUGGAGGAAGCUCCACCAGCUUGAGUGGAGAGGUGGUUCCUUUCGGGUUCCAGGUUCCACCUGAGCAACAUGGAGGAUACCGAGGAUACCUACGGAGGAUAGUGAAUCCCUUCUCCAUCACCACAAGAGGCCGCCACUGCCAAUUGUGCUGUCUGUGUACUGGUGUAUAGUAGAAAGGCACAACCCGUGUACAACCCCUCUUUGCCCAAACACUCCAGAUAUUUAAGUCCACCUUCCCCCCACGAUCUUUGUUCAAGAACUUCUCUUCUUGCCACUCCACCUCCCAUCUACAAACUCUAUCCCACUCCACCUCCCAUCUACAAACUCUAUCCCACUCCACCCCACCCCAAACUUCCUCCCACAUAGAACUUCCACCAUCACAGCUGUCUGAUAAACCACCACAAUGACCUCUAUCCAGCUUUCGACGCCAAGUUCUGGCAAAUACACACAACCAACUGGCUUGUAAGUCCUCCAGCUUUCGAAUCCCCCACUGGCAACGGCAAACUGCGCACUACCCCGCAUUCAUAUCUUCACUGGAUGACCUGCUGACGUGAUAUCCCCAUCCAGGUUCAUCAACAACGAAUGGGUCAAGGGUGUCGAGGGCAAGACCUUUGAGACCAUCAACCCUUCUACCGAGGAAGUCAUCUGCUCCGUCAGCGAAGCCACCGAGAAGGAUGUCGAUAUUGCUGUUGCCGCUGCGCGCAAGGCGUUUGAGGGUGAAUGGUCGAAGGUGACCCCACAGAACAGAGGCAGAUUCUUGGUCAACCUCGCCGACCUGCUGGAGAAGAAUACGGACCUGAUUGCUGCUGUUGAGUCGCUCGACAAUGGCAAAUCGCUGGCCAUGGCCAAGGGAGAUCUUGCGGCUGUCACUGGCUGCUUGAGAUAUUAUGGUGGCUGGGCUGACAAGAUUGAGGGUAAGGUUAUUGACACAAACACUGAUACCUUCACCUAUACAAGACAGGAACCAGUAAGUGGCCCAAUUUAGUAUUUCGUCAAUUGCCACAUCUAACAGAUAUUUAUAGAUUGGAGUUUGCGGCCAGAUUAUCCCAUGGAACUUCCCAAUGCUUAUGUGGGCAUGGAAGAUUGGUCCAGCCAUUGCCACUGGUAACACUGUCGUUCUGAAGACCGCCGAACAGACUCCUCUGUCUGCUUUGGUGGCUGCGAGCUUCAUCAAGGAGGCUGGUUUCCCUCCAGGAGUUAUCAACAUUAUUUCUGGUUUUGGAAAGGUAGCUGGUGCUGCACUUUCCUCUCAUAUGGAUGUUGACAAGAUUGCCUUUACUGGAUCCACCCCAGUCGGUCGUCAAAUCAUGAAGGCUGCUGCCAGCUCCAACCUGAAGAAGGUCACUCUUGAGCUUGGAGGAAAAUCACCAAAUAUUGUUUUCAACGAUGCGGAUAUCGAGAACGCCAUCUCAUGGGUCAACUUUGGUAUCUUUUUUAACCAUGGCCAAUGCUGCUGCGCUGGCUCCCGAGUUUACGUUCAAUCGGGUAUUUAUGACAAAUUUGUUGAGCGAUUCAAGGCUCGUGCUGCGGCCAACAAAGUUGGUGACCCAUUCGCCUCUGAUACUUUCCAAGGCCCACAAAUUUCACAACUUCAAUAUGACCGUAUCAUGGGAUACAUUGAGACCGGAAAAUCCGAGGGUGCCACCGUACUCACUGGCGGUAAGCGCCACGGAGACAAGGGAUACUUCAUCGAGCCAACCAUUUUCUCAAACGUUACCGAGGACAUGAAGAUUAUGCAGGAAGAGAUCUUUGGACCUGUCUGCUCUAUUGCCAAGUUUGAGACUGAGGAGGAAGCUAUCAAGACUGGUAACCACAGCACAUACGGUCUUGCUGCCGCUGUUCACACCACCAACCUAAACACAGCCAUCAGAGUUGCCAACUCAAUCAAGGCUGGUACUGUCUGGGUUAACCAAUACAACAUGCUUCACUGGCAGGUUCCUUUUGGAGGAUAUAAGGAGUCUGGUAUUGGACGUGAGUUGGGAGAGGCUGCUUUGGCCAAUUACACACAAACCAAGAGUGUUGCAAUCCGUUUGGGAGAUGCUCUCUUUGGUUAA
Messenger RNA from Hymenoscyphus albidus, 2574 nucleotides. NCBI's taxonomy places the organism in Eukaryota, Fungi, Ascomycota, Leotiomycetes, Helotiales, Helotiaceae. The record is from the annotation of a GenBank genome assembly.